Molecule: messenger RNA, 2029 nt
Organism: Botrytis cinerea B05.10
Lineage: Eukaryota; Fungi; Ascomycota; Leotiomycetes; Helotiales; Sclerotiniaceae
Gene: Bchsv2
Product: Bchsv2
Exons: 5
Coding region: 683-1855 (390 amino acids)
Biological process (GO): autophagy of mitochondrion; nucleophagy; protein lipidation
Cellular component (GO): cytosol; phagophore assembly site membrane; extrinsic component of membrane
Molecular function (GO): phosphatidylinositol-3,5-bisphosphate binding; protein binding; phosphatidylinositol-3-phosphate binding
Source: RefSeq, a predicted model, not a curated record
GGGGUGUCACAGUUUAUCUUGGGGAUGAAACAUAAAUCAUGCGUCCCUCUUAUCAAUAUCAUCAAUAUCAUCAAUAUCAACGACAAACAUCGCAUUCGGUCGAAUUGAAGGGAGAUUGCUAUACAUUCACUCUUCCUGCACCGCACUGUACUGUAUGUACAUGAUUAGCGCCGAGAGCGAACCCCCAAAUUCCUAGGCGCUGAAGCCGAUCUGUCAUGGUUUCAAUACCCUUAAUUGAUGGUUCAACAAGUUGGAAAACAUCUAAACCUGCCCACUAGGCUCGGGACAACGCUGAGAAGGGCCCCCUAGUCUUUUCAUUAAUUACCAUUACGAACGGCGGACACCCACGUUACCGUACCUAUUAUCGUGCAUAGGUAGAUAGAGAUUGCAGGUGAUUGACAGCCUGGUACUGUACAGAGUAUGCCUAGCCCGCUGCAAUAGCGCAGUCAUAUCCACACGCGCAGCAGCAUAUAAUACAGUGCCGCGCAGCACAGUAUCUACUUUUAAAUAUUUAUAUCGAGAAUAUCGUAGUUGUCGCAAGCCAUCUCAUAAUUCAGCACAUCGAGUCUCGAGAGUAGUGAACAACUCCACAAGUUGGUGACCAAUUACACAUCGCUUUCUACGUCACAUCUUUGGAAAUCGUUGGGAUAAACAACAUUGGAGCACGUUAUCGCUAUCAAAGAUGAAUACCAGACCCUUGAUAGAGAACUCAAGGAAUCCUACAGCCUUAUCAGCGUCUUUUAACCACGAUGCUAGCUGUUUUGCUGUUGGACUCGAUACAGGAUUCCGUGUGUUCAACACCGAAGCAUGCCAACAACGAGUUGCCAGAGAUUUCAAUGGCGGGGUUGGAACAGCACAGAUGCUUGGGAAUACCAACUACAUUGCUCUAGUUGGUGGUGGGAAACAACCAAAGUUCGCUCAGAAUAAGGUAAUCAUUUGGGAUGACUUGAAAGCAAAGGUUGCUGCACAAGUAUCGGUUCUUACCUCUGUUAGAGGAGUUCGAAUCACGAGGACUCACAUAGUAGUUGCACUUCUAAACAGCAUUCGUGUUUAUCAUUUCCAAAGCAACCCUACACUAUAUCAGGCUUAUGAAACUGCAAGCAAUCCUAAUGGGCUGUGUUGCUUGAGUGCCAGCAUCUUGAUAUUCCCCGGUAGGACAGCCGGGCAAGUACAAGUGGUCGAACUCAAUAGUGGAAAUGUUAGCAUUAUACCUGCUCACACGGGAGCUCUUCGAGCUCUAGCUUUAAGCCGUGACGAUGAGAUCAUUGCAACUGCCAGCGAAACUGGUACGCUGGUCAGAGUAUUUGCAACCAGCAAUUGUGCAAAGAUAGCUGAACUCAGACGAGGUGUUGAUCACGCCGAUAUUUUUUCCAUUUCCAUCUCCCCCUCAGGACAGCUCCUGGCUGUUACUUCUGACAAAGCUACGCUUCACGUUUUUGAUAUUCCACAUCCCUCAAAACCUCCACGAUCAGAAUCAGCGACUGGUCAUCGACGGCUCACAUCCCUUGGUGGCGGUGGUAGUCCAACGACUCCAGAUUCCGAUGCAAGAAACAAGUGGGGAAUUCUAGGGAAACUACCUUUGAUGCCCCGAUUGUUCUCGGACAUAUAUUCUUUUGCAACUGCCACAUUUUCCAUUGGCGAGGAGCCUUUGUCCACAUCUUCUAACCCACUAACAGCAAGCGACGCUGGACCUAAAGCCUCGAAAGGUGUCAUCGGAUGGACUAGUGACGAGAGUCUAAUUGUAGUUGGAGCGGGCACUGACAGCCGAUGGGAAAAAUUUAUCAUUGCCGAAGGUGAAGAUGGCAAGCGUUACUGUAUACGGGAUGGUUGGAAGAGAAUUAUGAGAGUCGAAUAAAUACUGGUCGUUUUUCAUGUAUGUAUGACACGACAUGGCAAGGAGCCGAAUACCCCUCACGAUUGGAGUUAAUUAGGUUGCAUUAUAUAUGGAUGGGCAUUGAGCGUGUAUUUGGAGGCUAUUCAUGCAUAAGAACUUGCAUAUUGAGUCAACUAGGUCAUAGAAUCUCUUGCA